This is a messenger RNA of Anopheles marshallii, 795 nucleotides long. RefSeq lists its product as uncharacterized. Bases 1 to 795 code for a protein of 264 amino acids. Gene Ontology annotation, molecular function: RNA binding. The transcript is spliced from 2 exons. Lineage: Eukaryota; Metazoa; Arthropoda; Insecta; Diptera; Culicidae. The record is from RefSeq and is a predicted model, not a curated record.
AUGAACAAACAGAAACGCAAAUCUACGGCAAGUGUUUCCACUACAAACGGAAACAAUUCCGACGGAUCGGACUACGAGGUGGAAUGGCAAGUGAAGCCUACGCCGCCAAAGGUUACCAAGGCAGAAUUGUUUCCGUUGCCGGCACAGGUUGAAAAGAAGCUACAGAAGUCCGCACGCGGCUCACGGAAGGUGUCCUCGUCGGAAGAAGAUAGCGAUGCAGAACCUGGGGAACGUUUGCCGACGCUAACGACCGCACAGAUUGGUGCCAUUCUGGAGACGAUAAAGAACAACAAACGUCUGGUGUUGAUUGUAAAGAACGUAAACUUCUCAACCGCCAAGGAAGAAAUUGCAGAGCACUUUGAUCAAGCCGGUCGAGUGAAAAGUGUACGCGUGCCGAAACAUCGCUCUUCUGGGUUUGCGUUUGUGGAAAUGGAAAAUGCCGACGGGUUUCAGAAAGCAUUCCUGCUCGAUGGUUCUUAUCUCGAUGGACGAAAAAUCAACGUGGACCUGUCGGAAAGUGGUAGCAAAAAGUCGGCCACCCGUAUACAGCUACUCGAGAAGAAAAAUGAUGAAAUACGGAAGCUCCGUAAGAAGAACAAAAAUAAUGUUAACGCCACAGAUAUAACGCUGGUACCGGAUGCGGCCGUGCUGCAAAAGAAGGUGCCUCCACCGGACCGAUACCUCGACAAACCGAAACCGAAAAAACCUACCAAUAAGGAGGUGAAGAAACUUAAGCAAAAAGCAUCCCUACGGGCCAAGUUUAAGAAUUUAGAGAAGAAGGGAAUAAAGGCGUGA